This is a messenger RNA of Naumovozyma dairenensis CBS 421, 1389 nucleotides long. It is a transcript of the gene MPE1, whose product is annotated as cleavage polyadenylation factor subunit MPE1. The transcript has a single exon. Gene Ontology annotation, cellular component: nucleus. Lineage: Eukaryota; Fungi; Ascomycota; Saccharomycetes; Saccharomycetales; Saccharomycetaceae. Gene Ontology annotation, biological process: mRNA processing; protein ubiquitination; ubiquitin-dependent protein catabolic process. Gene Ontology annotation, molecular function: nucleic acid binding; ubiquitin protein ligase activity; zinc ion binding. The record is from RefSeq and is a predicted model, not a curated record. Bases 1 to 1389 code for a protein of 462 amino acids.
AUGAGUAGUACAAUAUUCUAUAAAUUCAAAUCACAAAGAAACACCUCAAGAAUCCUCUUCGAUGGUACAGGUCUAACAGUCUUCGACCUAAAAAGAGAAAUAAUUCAAGAAAACAAACUGGGUGACGGUACAGAUUUCCAACUAAGAAUAUAUAAUCCAGACACGAAUGAUGAAUAUGAAGAUGAUCAAGAAGUAAUUCCAAGAUCCACAAGUGUUACAGUACGUAGAUCACCUUCUUUAAAAAGCUCAUCUGUUCAUAAUCGGAAUAAACCACAGAGCCAUAAUUCAAUGGUCAUUGGGAACGCAACAAGAUAUGUAACAGGUAAACCUAGAGUCUUCGCCAACACAUCAAAGAAACCUGAACGAUCUUCUGCAGCAACACCAGCAGCAGUCAGCGGUGUCACUGAAGAAGAACGAAUUGCUAAUAUGUUUGCUAAUCAGGAAAAUCAAUGGGAACAAACACAACAAGCAAUGUCUGAUGCAACUCCAAUAUUCCAUCGUUCUAAUAAUGCAGCAGCAACUUCAAAUGCUGAUAAUGAAGGACCUCCACCUCCAGGGUAUAUGUGUUAUAGAUGUGGUGCUAGAGAUCAUUGGAUUAAGAAUUGUCCCACUAAUACCGAUCCUAAUUUUGAAGGUAAGAGAAUAAAAAGAACCACAGGUAUUCCUAAGAAAUUUUUGAAGACGGUGGAUAUUGAUCCUGAAAAGAUGAGUGCAGAGGAAAUGGCUCAAAGGAAAAUUAUGAUCACUGAUGAGGGGACUUUCGUAGUUCAAAUAGCAGAUGAACAUUCAUGGGAAAAUUAUCAGAGGAAACAACAGAAUAGAUUGAUUGAUGGAGAGGAUUCUAUAUGGGAAAAGGAUCAUUUUAAAGAUUUACCAGAUACAUUGAAAUGUCCUAUAACAGGAGGAUUAUUGAGCUCACCCGUAAAGACUAGCAAUUGUUGUAAUGUCGAUUUCUCCAAAAAGGCAAUUGAGGACACUCUAGUGGAAAGUGAUUUUGUAUGUCCAAAUUGUGGGAAAGAAGACAUCUUAUUGGAUUCAUUGAUAGAUGAUGAAGAUAAAAAGAAAGAGGUGGAAGAAUUUUUAAAAGAACAUGCAGAUGAAAAAAAGAAGGGUCAAGAUAUAUCGCCUAGUUCCGGUACGGUCGAUGGCGCAGAUAAUGUAGAAGAUGUGCAUGUUGAUAAGAAAAUAAAAUUGACUCCAAAUGGGGCCCCAAUACUGCCUCCUCAUAUGCCAGUGCCACCAUUUGGAAUGCCAUUCCCAAUGUUCCCAAUGCCGUUCAUGCCACCUCCACCUCCACAUAUGAUGCAAAAUAAUAAACAAAGUAAUCCGCAAUCACAAAACUCUAGUUCUACUCAACAAUCAAUGCCGUCACAGGUGCAGAGCAAAUAA